UGAUUUCAGUGGAAGCGCAGGCGGAGGAGCGACGAAGAGGAGCGGAGCAGAGCUGGAGCUGGAGGAACGCCUCCAAACAGCUUCUCCUCUUAUUAUUCACCUCUUCUCCACCGCAUACAACCAGACCCAAGGACCAGUCCGCGUAUUAGCCAGAGAGCGGCUCUUCUUGCGACCUAUUUGCUCGGAGAUAACCAAAGGAGUCCCCCAUCCACUCCGCGCGAGCGCAUUCGGCUUUGCAUCGUGGCUCUCUCACGAGUGGCAUGCUCGAGCGACCCGUCGGGCACGACUGAAGUCCUUCUUUCACCCAAAGAGGAUUCAAUGAAAAUGUCAGUGUGUGUCCAUGAGAACCGGAAAUCCCGAGCCAGCACCGGCUCCAUGAACAUCUACCUUUUCCACAAAUCCUCCUAUGCCGACAGUGUCCUCAUGCACCUCAACUCUCUACGGCAGCAGAGGCUCUUUACAGACGUCCUCCUCCACGCGGGCAGCCGUUCCUUCCCCUGCCACCGCGCUGUGCUGGCCGCAUGCAGCCGCUACUUCGAGGCCAUGUUCAGUGGCGGUCUGAGGGAGAGCCAGGCCAGUGAGGUCGACUUCCGAGACUCGAUCCACCCGGAGGUUUUAGAGCUGCUGCUCGACUACGCAUACUCAUCACGGGUGGUGAUCAACGAGGAGAAUGCAGAGUCGCUGCUGGAGGCUGGGGACAUGUUGGAGUUUCAGGACAUCCGUGAUGCCUGCGCCGAAUUCCUGGAGAGAAACCUUCAUCCGUCCAACUGUCUUGGCAUGCUGUUGCUGUCUGACGCCCACCAGUGUACGAAGCUGUCAGAGCUCUCCUGGGGCAUGUGUCUAAGCAACUUCCCUGCCAUUUGCAAGACAGAGGACUUUCUCCAAUUGCCCAAAGAUAUGGUAGUGCAGCUUUUGUCACACGAGGAGCUGGAGACAGAAGAUGAGAGACUGGUUUAUGAAGCUGCCCUUAAUUGGAUUAACUAUGACCUAGAAAAGAGGCACUGCUACCUCCCAGAACUUCUGAGAACGGUUCGUCUCGCCUUACUGCCUGCCAUCUUUCUAAUGGAGAAUGUUUCAACAGAAGAGCUGAUUAAUGAUCAGGCCAAAAGCAAAGAACUGGUUGAUGAAGCUAUUCGUUGCAAGCUGAAGAUCCUCCAGAAUGAUGGCGUGGUCAACAGCCCGUGUGCUCGACCUAGAAAAACCAGCCAUGCCCUUUUCCUGCUUGGCGGACAGACAUUCAUGUGUGACAAAUUGUACCUGGUAGACCAGAAAGCCAAAGAGAUAAUCCCGAAGGCCGACAUCCCCAGUCCCAGGAAGGAGUUCAGCGCCUGUGCCAUUGGCUGUAAGGUGUACAUCACAGGCGGGAGAGGAUCAGAGAACGGCGUUUCCAAAGACGUAUGGGUCUACGACACUGUGCACGAGGAAUGGUCCAAAGCAGCACCUAUGCUCAUUGCCAGGUUUGGCCAUGGCUCCGCGGAGCUGAAACACUGCCUAUAUGUUGUCGGAGGACACACCGCGGCGACGGGCUGUCUCCCGGCCUCGCCGUCCGUGUCGCUCAAACAAGUGGAACAGUUUGACCCAGUGGCAAACAAGUGGACCAUGGUGGCACCUCUCAGAGAGGGUGUGAGCAACGCGGCAGUGGUCAGCGUGAAACUCAAGUUGUUUGCCUUCGGCGGAACCAGCGUCACCCACGACAAACUGCCCAAGGUGCAGUGCUACGAUCCGCAGGAAAACCGAUGGACUGUCCCGGCAUCCUGCCCGCAGCCGUGGCGUUACACCGCCGCUGCCGUGCUGGGGAACCAAAUAUUUGUCAUGGGCGGGGACACCGAAUUCUCAGCCUGCUCGGCUUACAAGUUCAGCAGCGAGAACUACCAGUGGACUAAAGUGGGGGACGUGACGGCCAAGCGGAUGAGCUGCCAGGCUGUGGCAUCGGGAAACAAACUGUACGUGGUGGGCGGGUACUUUGGUACACAGCGGUGUAAAACUCUGGACUGCUACGACCCCACACUCGAUGCAUGGAACAGCAUCACAACAGUUCCAUACUCGCUCAUCCCUACUGCCUUUGUCAGCACCUGGAAACAUCUACCAGCUUGAAUCCUGAACCGUUGACCUGUACCUUCUCCAUUAGAUCUCCCCGGUUUCGCGUCAUCUGCCAGUCUCCUAACCACGAAGAAGCACACAUUCUCUUUCUCCAAAAAAGAGACGCCAAGCAGCGAUGUACAGAUGCCCCGCAUUCAUCUUGGUGUUGCAAAAAAUGUAAAAACAAAACAAACAAAAAAAACAGAGAAAGAAG
This is a messenger RNA of Poecilia latipinna (sailfin molly), 2293 nucleotides long. It is a transcript of the gene enc1, whose product is annotated as ectodermal-neural cortex 1. NCBI's taxonomy places the organism in Eukaryota, Metazoa, Chordata, Actinopteri, Cyprinodontiformes, Poeciliidae. Gene Ontology annotation, molecular function: protein binding. The record is from RefSeq and is a predicted model, not a curated record. The coding region runs from base 319 to 2094 and encodes 591 amino acids. Gene Ontology annotation, biological process: ubiquitin-dependent protein catabolic process. Gene Ontology annotation, cellular component: Cul3-RING ubiquitin ligase complex; cytoplasm. The transcript is spliced from 3 exons.